This is a messenger RNA of Periophthalmus magnuspinnatus, 2087 nucleotides long. RefSeq names its product TRAF-type zinc finger domain containing 1 (gene trafd1). Gene Ontology annotation, molecular function: zinc ion binding. Bases 267 to 1871 code for a protein of 534 amino acids. The record is from RefSeq and is a predicted model, not a curated record. The transcript is spliced from 12 exons. NCBI's taxonomy places the organism in Eukaryota, Metazoa, Chordata, Actinopteri, Gobiiformes, Gobiidae.
GCGUGAAGAGGGUGCUUUUUUCUGGUAUGUCGGGCUCAAGUCAAGUCAGUUUAGUUUCAUUUUAACUGCAUGAUAGCCCGUACACCGCGAAAGACUGACCGACAUGCAGUAACAUUUAGCGGAUAGUUUUUGAGGUCGGAAGUGGAAUGAUCUUUUAUCGUUUUUAGUUUAAUCCCUCUUUUUAGCAACUCUAAUGUGCUAACCGCUAGCUGCUAAGCGGUGUUUGCUAACGGAAAUCACAUCUACAUUUCUUGGAAAACUCAAGCAUGGCAGAUGAAAAUACACAGUUUUGUGGAAACUGCAAACAUGACAUUCCUGAAGCAAACUUUACUACUCACGAGAUCCACUGUCACCGGAACAUUGCUCUGUGUGACGUGUGCCAGGAGCCUGUUCCCCGGUCAGACCUGCACAGCCACAAGCAACAGGAGCACUCCCAGAUUUUGUGCAAGUGUGGCCUGAAGAUUGAUAAAAAGCUCUUUGACGUCCAUCAGACCGCUGAAUGUCCUCAGCGUCUGGUGCCGUGCCCAUACUGCGACCUGGAGCUAGUCUUCAGCCAGUCUAAAGAACACGAGGAGUACUGCGGCACUCGCACAGAGCCCUGUCCACGAUGCAGGUGCAAUGUGAUGCUGAGGGAUCAGGCCAUCCACCCUUUUCUCUGUGGCAACCUCACCCCUCCCCAGGAGAGGAACAACAGCAGGGCCAGCCCCCCUCCAGGAGAACCCCAGCUCCCUGCAUCCUGGUUUGAAUCACACUCCAUCCGGAAUCACCUGCGCGCUCAGGACCGAGGUCCCAAGAACAACAACAUCAGUGCAGCUGAGAACGUCAACAGAUAUGCUCCUCCUGACUGGAAGAACUCUGCUCCAAGGAAUAUGUUGAACCACCUGCUGGAGAACAGUGACUUUGAAUCUCACAGCAGCAGGCUCUGGCUCCAACAGAACGUACUGGAUGAGGACUCCUCUGGUCUGGACUACAUGCUGGCCCUUAGCCUCCAGAGCGACAGUGAGGCAGGAGGAGCUGGAGGGGCUGGAGUGGGACAGCCCAGCCCCUGGAGCUCCAUCUGGGAUCAGAGACCAGCCAGCACCUCAGACAGCUCUCCCACUAUCUGCAGCUCCUCCACAGCAGGAGGGGGGCCGGACCAGGGCUCAGCAGAGAUCAUGCUGCCCUGUGAAUUCUGUGAGGAGCUGUUUCCUGAAGAGGACCUCAUCUUGCACCAGACUGGCUGCAGUCCAGCCUCCGCCUUUGCCUCCUUCAGUAAACAUGGCUCUUCUCCUCCCAGAGAGGACAGGACGCCUCAGGACAACCCCGGAUUUGUCUUCAAAAGCCUGAGUCAACCCAACCGUCUGACCUCCAUGUUCUCCUCAUUCCCCGAGUACCCCCGGCCGCUGUCCCCGUCCUACAGCCCCCCUGCCAGCCCACUAGAGGGAGACAUUCUUAUUCCCUGUGAGUUCUGUGGAGUCGCCCUAGAGGAGGCUGUGGUCUUUCAUCAUCAGGAUAAAUGUGACAUGCGGCCUCAGGCAUCUCUCCAACUGAAUAAUAUGACAACAUCUAAUAAGAAACCACUGAACUCUUCUAAGGACAUGGCCCUCAAAUCUCCAGACUCUUCUAGAAGGAUAAAACACCAAGCAGACGUACCGGAUGAGUUUUUCCAAUUUGAUGAGGACACAUCAGCAGAGCCCAGUGUGUGGCCUCCUCACAGAGCGCACAGACACAGAAAACCCUCCAACAGUGACCAGGCUCUUUGCGAAGGAGAUAUGAGCGUGGGAGCUGUAUCUCAAAGGGGGCGAGCAGAAAAUAAAGAGGGGUGGGACAACCGAAGGAAUCACGCAACAAAGUUGCCCAAGAAGCAGAAUGAAAAGCCACAGAGCGAGUGAGCUGGACUCAACUAAACUUUUUAUAUAAACCUUUGCCCCAUUUAAAAAGUAUAACGCCCCCCAUUCUAAAGAAGUGCCUGCAUUAUUGUCCUAAUUACAGUGGACAUCAGAUCACACACACAUUCAUCUUGUAUCUGUGUAUUUUUAAUAAGCACGCCACCAUUUACCAAAAUGGUUGCCAGCCUAAAAUGACUGGGAUUGAAGCUUUCAUUCCUU